Messenger RNA from Astrephomene gubernaculifera, 3872 nucleotides. Lineage: Eukaryota; Viridiplantae; Chlorophyta; Chlorophyceae; Chlamydomonadales; Astrephomenaceae. The record is from the annotation of a GenBank genome assembly.
CGUACGGCUAUUGGUCAAGCGGUCAGAGACGACUGCAAACGACAGGAGAUGACUCGUCACAAGAGCAGAAAUACCGCUUGAAGACAUUGAGAAUGUUGUGAUGAGCUGCUCAUGGCAAUGGCUAAUAGACUUGCUUAAGUCGCACAAAGGGCAUAUCCAUAUUGGCUGAGAUAGGGUAACGACUUGGACAUCUGCUCUUUAGGUUACAGUUUUUGCACUUCGUUUUUUAUUUAUCUGUUAAAUUCAUAAGGCGAACUUGUCGAGUAAGCAUAAGACCCCGGCUACCAUCAAACCCAAGAGAGCUUACAUACAUGAUGCUUCAACGCUGCCUGCCAGCACCCCUGAGUGGGUUUGCAAGGCAGACGUCGUCGGAGCUACAAGCUUCGCCUUGUGCUAAAGCUAUUGGUGCUUGCCGCAAUGAGACCUACCAUCGGCGAGCACCCCUAGGUUAUCAGAGCAACAACACGCCCACCCGGUCGCGACAAGCGCACCUGGUGGGAUGUAUUGGGCCUGAUGGGUCACAUGGCGACGGGAGCAUUGGCGACGGCUCUUUUGGAGAGGGUGAAAUGGACGCUCGGCCGGCUCAACAGGAACCGCACAACGGCGGCAGCAGCAGCAGCGAUGACAGACCGCAAGCAUACGGCUACUCAGCAUUGCCGGCUUCGUUCCUAAGUUCCUUCAACACACUUUUAUCUACGGAUGAAUGCAACUGGGACUUUGGCCCCGAGCCAAGUAUUCCCAAUCCCGAGUCCUCGCCCUCGAAUUUCCAUGAAGGGGACUUGCUGUUUCCAACGAGUCACCUACAGCCGUUCUAUAAAGACCUUUGGACUUUAACUGACAAGCCUGGUGUGGACCUCCUGGCGGCCGGUCCUCAGUUAUGGGACCGCCUUGGCAAUGUCUUCGUCAUCCUGUUCGGUGUCGGCCAGCGGGCUACGGAGGGCAUUUACUCAUUACGGGCUUUCAGCAUCGAUGGCGUCCCGCAUGAGACCAUUAUCGCCUUUGAAUGCGAGGAGGAGGCGCAGCGCUAUGCCUGCCUGCUCGAAGCAGCCAUGGAGCAUACCCCGCAAGUCUGCUCUAUCCCGCCGCGCGAGCUGCUCUCAUUCUGCCAGGACCAAGCCUACGCCUGCCGCCUCGAACCCCGCGGCUCGCUCCUCAUCCCACCCGACAUAAACGUCUCAAUCACCGAUUGGGAGCGCUCCUUGCGGUUACGCGACGGCCAGUUUGCCGUACUGGAUUCCGAGCCCGAUGUACGACACAGCGGCAGCAGUGGCGGCGGCGGCAGCAACGGCGCCGCUGCCGCGGCGGCACUUACCACGACAGCAGCGCCUCCUGCCGUCAGCGGCAACAGCGGUGGUGCUGCGUUUGGAUCCGCACUCGCUCGCUACUCGGGCUUGAGCGGGCCAGAGCUCGAGGCAAUUCGAGCUCGUUUGGAGUCUUUAUUGCCGCCAGAUAGCUAAGGAGGGGAAGCUAAACAGCUGCCCGCACGCGCGAGGUGGUGCAGAGGACUAGGAAGCGGCCGAGUCGAGAGGACACAACGCAAACCCACAUGCUCGCUGCUGCAGCUAACCAGGCAGCAGAAAGGAAAUCCAGCAUGGUUACUGGGGCUCGUGUGACCCACGGGUCACAUGUGCCAUGCAAAUGGGGGAGUAACGGACAGGAGCUAUCGGCGGGCGUAUCGGAUUUCGUACAAUGGCGCGGCCACAUGUCCUUAUUGCGUGAUGAUAAUAGGGGCCGGAGGUCCGGAGCGGCACCGCCUGGAUUAACGCCACCGCUGCUGCUGCGUGGUUCGCGGCCCACGUCGCUUCGCUCUUCGAGCUGCUAUGUUGAGAAAUGUCGUAUGCAUGAUAAUUGUCCAGUUGCCUGGCCGUUGCCUGUUGUCGUACAUUGCUGUUGCAUCCUCCUGGUGAACAGGUUUGGCGACCGAGUUGGUUGGUUAGUUGGUUAGUUCUUCCGCGGCACUGGUGCGAAGUGAAAUAGUCGCAUUGGUCAAGGACAGGGCCAUGGUUAUUUGCAUCCGUGGGGUCCGUUGCGUUCGCAAGGCGCAAGGGGCACAAUUUUGACGGGAUUAUGGUGAUUUUUCAGAAUUCCAAUCUGCGAAAUGAUUACACAAUGUGAGAAUGAGUUGACGUGGGCGUGAUUCGGUAUGCUUCGGUUGCGGAAUUUCGACUGGCGUAGACAGUACGGAGAUUAGCAGCGGUUGGGGGCCUGCCUGCGUUGCGAAUUGCGAAUGAUGAGUCGUCAGUGGUCGCAAAGGGCUGUGAGAAUGCCUUGGGCGGAUGCAGCGCACCCUUCCCCACGUACCGUGUGGUCAUUCAAGUGCCUUGGGUGCAGCAAUCAAAUCCCAGCGGUUGCUGCGUUUUCCUUUGCAGCAGCUACCGUCAUGCUAAAUUAUGAUGUACUGGAGGAGGAGGCUGCAAAGCCGUGGACUAUCCCCGGUGAUAUAAGACGUGGGGUUGUGGCGGUGAUAAAACGAGGAGGAGAAACUCCCAUUGCUGUUUGAGAGCUAUCUAACUUCAUAGCCCUUUGGCAAAACAGUCUUCUUACUUUGCCGUUGGGUUGAACUGCUUUACCUUAUGUACCGUUUUGCCUGUGUUCAACUGCCCCCGCCCUCGUACCUCGUAUACGACCUGCGGCGUAACAGAGGGCGUACGAAUGAACGAUGGCGAGGUGUCAAACUGCACUUCCCGGGGCGUUCCUGAAUAGCGGAAAUCCUGGCUUGCCCGGGUUAUGGCGCCCGGGCAUGCCCUAUCCUAGGAACACGUGUUGACCUAUCUUGUGAGCACACAGUGCCUGUGCGAUAUGUGCUUGCAUGUUUAUUUGAGCAGUUGAGAGAGCGGUUGUACGACGCCUGCUAGCUUAUGCUUUUGCGUUUUGCCGUACACAUUGCGCUGUACAUGGCCGUGCGUAGAGUACGUGCGUGCCAGCGGAGGCGGCAGGGUCGGAUGUAUUAUCGUGUGGGGUCCUGUCGCUGGUACAGGGUGAAAUGGGUGUUAGUGGGGAGCUACUGUACAAAGAGAGAGGGAGGAGAGGGAUGCUUUCGGCUUCAAAAGUUUGAAGGGGAAGGCACAGAGACAUGGCUUCUGAGAGAGUUCGGCCUCCUGAGAGAAUUUGGCGUUAUUUCAAACAUUCAAUGCAUCCCCUUGUCUUCCCAAUUCUCGCUUUUCAAGUUUUGUUGUGCUAGGACAGCUAGGACGGGCUUUUGUGGCCGCAUGCAAGGGGGUUGUCGGAUGACGUCGUCAGCAGGCUUGCACUUGUUGCACGUGCGGCUACCGCCGGUGCGGUUGCUGCUCUGCUGCUGAUGUUGCGCGGUUAUUGUGCUAGCUCCUAAGAAGGGCGCCGGCAUAUCCUUAUGUAGCACUGUCGGCUUCUGCCCUAUCAGACCUUGGCAUGCGGGGGCGCGAACCUAAAUGUAUCUGCUGCUCUGUCUGUGUGGCCCCAUGCCUAAGGACACCGUUAGGCGAGCCGUUGGGAGGAAGCACCUGUUUGCUUCCACAUACACUUCCUGUAAACAGCAAGGCGUUCCGGGCAAGGCGUGGUUUUGUCGUAUACCUUUACAAGUGCGGCGGCAUCCUAAGGGCACCGCUGUGCUUGGGGCUGAACCCUGGCUGAAUGGUGUGUUGCUGUUAUCGUUGCUGGUAGGUGGUUGAAGAGGCGAAGUGCGUGCUGGCGUUCUGUAGCCGUGCUGCGUUGGAUGGACCGGUACGUACGUUCCUUGGCGGAUGUGUGUUUGGACGGCAGAGUGACGAGGUAGGGAGCAGGAUGCAAGUUAGGGUAGAUGCCCACUACUAAACAUUACGGUACUCUGGUGCUUUCUGAUGCCUGGUCCCUGACCCGGUCACCCCCUUGGCACAACUGUAAGCCUUGGCGCCUGG